Molecule: messenger RNA, 336 nt
Organism: Mucor mucedo
Lineage: Eukaryota; Fungi; Mucoromycota; Mucoromycetes; Mucorales; Mucoraceae
Exons: 3
Coding region: 1-336 (111 amino acids)
Biological process (GO): regulation of DNA-templated transcription
Cellular component (GO): nucleus
Molecular function (GO): DNA-binding transcription factor activity, RNA polymerase II-specific; zinc ion binding
Source: RefSeq, a predicted model, not a curated record
AUGACAAAGCCACAACAAUACGCACGUCGCCUUAGCUCGGGUUCUGCCUGUGAGACCUGCAGACGACGCAAGACAAAAUGUGAUGGCGGACAACCCUGUGCAUUUUGUUCUUCUAACGGUAUCAAAUGUUCGCACCGACUCAAGCCCAAGAAAAAGAUGUUUACUGUGAUGGAAUUAGAGUUAGCCUAUCGGCCAUAUCCAAAAUAUGGUAGACAAGGAUCUACGCUCUCCUUUAACAAGGAUCUAAAAUUAGUUACUCCGUUUUCAUCCACAGUACCGAGUAUCACUGAUCAACUCUCCUGUCAUACAUUUACAAUCGAAGCCGCAUAUAUGUAG